This is a messenger RNA of Parasteatoda tepidariorum (common house spider), 2061 nucleotides long. RefSeq names its product bone morphogenetic protein receptor type-1B. Gene Ontology annotation, cellular component: signaling receptor complex; plasma membrane. Gene Ontology annotation, biological process: cellular response to growth factor stimulus; cell surface receptor protein serine/threonine kinase signaling pathway; protein phosphorylation. NCBI's taxonomy places the organism in Eukaryota, Metazoa, Arthropoda, Arachnida, Araneae, Theridiidae. The record is from RefSeq and is a predicted model, not a curated record. Gene Ontology annotation, molecular function: transmembrane receptor protein serine/threonine kinase activity; ATP binding.
CUUGAUCUGAUAUUUUUUGUUUUUGUUUUAUGUUUGUUAUCGAAAUAAGAUGCUAAAAUGGCCGUUUUGUUGUGUUAUAAAUGUAUUAGAAAAAUAAUAUUUAUUUUGAUUUUAUUGUCGUUCGUUUCUACAAAAGUGUCCAGUUUGGUUUGUUAUUGUGCUGGUAACUGUCCAAAUGAUGAAUGGAAUGGUAGUUGUAUAGCACGUCCUUUAAGUGUAUGUUUUAGUUCAGUAGAAGAAGUACACAAUACAGAGACAGGCCAAUACGAAUUUGAACGAACAUAUGGCUGUCUUCCACCAGAUGAAAGUGGUCUUAUGCAAUGUAAAGGUAGCUUGGUGCCCCAUAAAAAUCCAAAGGGUAUUGCCUGUUGCGCUGAUAGAGAUUAUUGUAAUCUAGAACUGAAACCAUUUCCAAAUGCUUUAACAACUGCUGCCAGUCCAAUGUAUAGAGGAGAGCUGUCGUUCUACUCCACUAAAGAAAACAUUAUUAUAUUUGCUAUUGUUUUAUCAGUUUGCAUUGUUCUUUUAGCUGGUGUUAUUGGAUUCAUGGUAGCAAGGUUUUGCAGUCAAAAAGAAAACCGAAGAAAUUAUAUGGAUGUUGAAAAAACCUAUUUGGGUGGAGAAGCAGUGAAAGAUUUACUUGAUAAUGCUAAUGAUAAUUCUGGAAGUGGAUCAGGAGUUGCACUUUUGGUUCAGCGAACUGUUGGGAAACAGAUUGAGAUGGUGGAAAGUAUAGGAAAGGGGCGUUUUGGAGAGGUAUGGAAAGCCCAGUUACGAGAUUAUUAUGUUGCUGUUAAAAUCUUCUUUACAAAAGAAGAAGCCAGCUGGCAACGAGAAACUGAUAUAUACAAGACAGUUCUCUUAAGGCAUGAAAAUAUAUUAGGCUUUGUUGCAGCUGACAUAAGAGGUAAUGGUUCAUGGACACAGUUACUGCUGAUUACAGAUUACCAUGAAUUGGGAUCAUUGCAUGAUUUUUUAAAAGUUUGGGAGUUAGACUACACAGACAUGUUGAAGCUUGCCCAUUCAUCUGCAUGCGGUGUUGCUCAUUUGCAUAAUGAAGUUACAGGAAAACAAGGUAAACCGGCCAUAGCGCAUAGAGACAUUAAAAGUAGAAAUAUACUAGUAAAAAAAGAUAGAACUUGUGUCAUUGCUGAUUUUGGAUUAGCUGUAAAAUACAAAAGUGAUACAAAUGACUUAGACGUUGGUGCAAAUACCAGAGUUGGUACAAAGAGAUAUAUGCCUCCAGAAGUGCUUGAUGAGACAUUAAAUGCUUCACAAUUUGAAGCCUACAGAAUGGCUGAUAUGUACUCCUUUGCCUUGGUCUUGUGGGAAAUUGCAAAACGUUGUGUAGUAAAUGACAUUCAUGAAGACUAUCAACUUCCAUUUUAUGAUUGCGUACCUACAAAUCCUAGCUUUGAAGACAUGAAAAAAGUUGUUUGUGUUGAUAAAAGGAGGCCGACUAUGCCAAAGCAUUGGAAAGAUUGUCAGAUUAUGCAGGACAUUUCUAAACUAAUGCAUGAAUCUUGGAAGCAAAAUGCAUGUGCUAGACUUACCUCACUUUGUUUGAAGAAAAAACUUUGCAAAUUGGAAGCACAACACAGGAACUCAAAACUUGUGUGAUGUUAAAUUUCAUCACUCAUCCUUCCUCCUGUCAUGUGACUAAGGGUUUUAACUGACUUUUAAACAACCAAAGCGAACAAAACCCUUUCAUUUUGAUAUUCUUGGUGCCUUCACUUUGUAAAAUAUAUUAAAAGAAUCUCAAUGUCUGCUGUGCUUUUUCACAGCUCGGAAUUACAGGUAAAGUGGAAUACAGGUCUAAUGGGACCUACUGCUCAAUGUUGCAUUAACUUUUUCGCAGGUCAAAAAAGGCAUUUAUAUGAAUUUUAUCUUAAUCCUUCCCAAUCUGUUAUUUCCGUCAACAGGGUUGGCAAGUUUCUGCCACGAGUGAUAAAAACUGUUUGGGUUAAACAAAGAUUUUAUGAAAGUGGCAAAAAUGGAUUAAUUUAUGAAGUAAAAAGAAUUUUUUUUUAAAUUAAAAAAAUGUAAAUGGAAUCAGUUUUU